This is a messenger RNA of Vigna umbellata (rice bean), 1235 nucleotides long. RefSeq names its product LOB domain-containing protein 4-like. The record is from RefSeq and is a predicted model, not a curated record. Lineage: Eukaryota; Viridiplantae; Streptophyta; Magnoliopsida; Fabales; Fabaceae.
CACACGCCCUCUGUCUUUUCUUCCUUUUAUUUACUUUAUUUUCAACUAUAAAUCCUUCUUUUGUUGCUCUACCAUUCUCAUGUCCUUUUAGAAGUUUCAGAAGAAGGGAAACAUGAAAGAUGGUGGUAGGAAGCAGGGUGCACCCUCACCCUGUGCUGCAUGCAAGCUCCUUAGGAGAAGGUGUGCUCAGGAUUGUGUUUUUGCUCCUUAUUUUCCUGCUGAUGAACCCCACAAGUUUGCCAAUGUUCACAGAGUCUUUGGUGCCAGCAAUGUCAAUAAGAUGCUUCAGGAGCUUCAAAACGUGGUUUUGUCACCAAAAGUCAGGGUCAAGCACAACACAAAGCGAAACUUAACAAGCAACGAGCUACCAGAGCAUCAGAGAGGAGAUGCAGUGAGCAGCAUGGUGUAUGAGGCAAAUGCAAGAGUGAGGGACCCAGUGUAUGGGUGUGUGGGGGCCAUUUCAUCUCUUCAGCAACAGAUUGAUGUGUUGCAGACCCAAUUGGCAGUGGCUCAAGCCGAAGCAGUGCAUCUCAGAGUGCGUCAGAAUGCAUCUCUCUACAGCCCCACUAGCCCUACCAACACUGCUUCUCCAUCUUCCAAGAUCAUUCACUCACAACAACCCAAACCUAUUUUUGAUAUCGACAUGGACAUGAUCGUCGACCACACCACCUACACUGAUUCAAUCUGGUGAUCCAUGCUACCACCUCUUUUUAUAUUCUUACUAUUAUAUAUAAUACUUAGACACAAAACCUAUAUCAGACUAAAGUAAUGCAUUCUCUAUACUUUUACUUUCAUCACUGCUAAAACAAUGCCUUCUUUAUUAUCGUUAUAAAGUUUGUUGGAAACCGCAAAAAUUUCACAGGUUUUUGUGAUUUCUAAUGGAUUUUAAGCAAUAAUAAGAAAUGUGUUAAUGUUGAAAAGUGAUUUCUCAUUGUAGAAUGGAAGUAGGGUUCUAGAAAUAGUGGUGAUUGCGGCGGUGGCGGUGGCGGUGAGAGCUGUGGCGGACACUGUUCGCCCGCUUAAUUAGUUUGGUUUGGGAAAUAGAUUUUUCUUGAUUACCUGUUGACAAUAUAUGUGGUGUAUAUAUUAUGGUUAUGUGGUAAGGGACUUUUCUCCUGGACAAAGGUUUCGUGGACUUUUAUGUUGUUUUUAUGUGGUGCCCUAUAGACACAUUGAUUUUCAUUUGUACUACGUUGGGGCCUUCACUAUAUACAAGAUAUCAUUUUUAUGUUUUA